AUGGAUCAAGUGAAAGCGCCUACAACAAUCCUCGAUCUUGAGAUCGAGGUUCUGGCGACCAUUCUAGAACAUGUUUGCGACACCUCACCUCGAACCGGUCCGGCACUCGCGCGAGUCAACAAACAGUUCAAUAAUGCUGUCCAACUUGUCCGCCAUCGCCACACAACGCUUUACUGGGACCAUGAAGCCGGGUGCUUCGUCACACGAGCAACGAUUUACUGGGACUAUGAAGCCGAGCGCUUCGUCAAACGAGCAGGACUACCACCCAGCUCAUGGAAGACGGAUGACUUUCUUCGAGGAGUGCGCCAUCUGACAAUUACCCGGUGCCGCCCAUGUGGACGCUCGGAGUUUUACCAAUCUAUGGGGCAGUUGAGCGAGCUCAUUUGUCAGAUCGGCAACUUGCAGACUUUGACUUGGGACUGUUACUUCCCGCCACUGGCCUCCAUCGUCCAGACUCUCGAGGAGCGACACCCAAGAGCCCACUUCCAUGUGCGUCGGGUGACGCCGUCGGACUGUGACUGGCUCGACGAACUGCCAGAGGCAAGCAAAAGCCCUCUGGUAAGCAAGUGUCUGAGAUCGUUCGGAGCCGAUUGUGUCGUAUACGGCGACGCCCAGCGGACUGAAAGGGAACACAUCCUCUUUCAGAAGAUCAUCAACAGUGCGCCAAACUUGAAGUUCGCCUCUGUGAUAUCCUCUGGGGCCCACCCAUCUCUGGUGUUGACCCCAGCUAUGGUGGCCGGCUGGGAAACCUGGCAUGUCAAACAGAAGCCCACCUCUUCGCUUCGUCAUCUGACACUGGACGGCUGGCCUUUAUCGGCACAUGCUCUCGACUAUUGGUCAAAAGUCGUCGACCUGACUGCUCUCGAGAGCCUCAAGUGCAGCAGGGGCAUGCUCACCAAGUCAUACUUUGAUCGCGCUCCACAGGUUCUCACCAAUCUCAAGCAUGUCAGUCUCAAUCUCAGAUCAACUACCGCGCGUGAGACUGUCGAGGCUGUCCAAAAAUAUAUUGAAACCUGCGCGCCCUUGUCGACACUGAGUCUCUGGUCCUGGCACGGUAAAGUCAGUUUGCAAUCCAUUCUGUCGAGACACGGCCCUACCUUGGAAGCACUUCAUCUUCACGAGCGCGAACCCCAUGGAUUUUAUGUUCAAACAUCGGACACUGACCCGCCCCGACGGCCUAUCUUGUCUACGGAUGAGCUCCGUCAGAUCCUUGAAUCGUGCCCCAAGUUGAAGGUCUUUACCUUCGACCUUAAACGUAAGACACAAUUUCUCAAUAUCAAUGAUUAUCAGGGGUACCUGGACCAACUCAAGAACGUCAAGCUGGACAAGUUGCAAAUUUACUUUGAUUGCGGCAUUCAAUACCUCUCCACCUCUAUUCACUGGGAAGAUGAGCGCAUCCCGAACAGAUGUGGCGCUGAGUUUCCCUCGGAACCUGUGUUACCACCUUUCCAAUGGGAACCAGGCCACCCACCCCUUUACCCUCCUUCAUCCGGUGACAAUAUCCGUCGCUUCGUCGGCGAAUUGUGGAAGCACAUUUUCGGAGCUCGCACCUAUGGUGAGCGUCUUCUCGAUGUCAAGUUUGGCGAAUGGGAGCAGAAGGGUUUGCAGCACCAGCGCUGGGACAAUGAAAAUGAACGUCAGAAGGAUCUCAGAGUGUAUUGCCAGGCAAGCCCACAUGAAAGAGACGAUAAAGCGGGAGAGUGUCAAAUCUUGAUGAAGUGUUGUGGCGGAAAUCAUUCGCAGCUAUUUUCGUCUGGUUGA
Messenger RNA from Exophiala dermatitidis NIH/UT8656, 1761 nucleotides. RefSeq lists its product as uncharacterized. The transcript has a single exon. NCBI's taxonomy places the organism in Eukaryota, Fungi, Ascomycota, Eurotiomycetes, Chaetothyriales, Herpotrichiellaceae. Bases 1 to 1761 code for a protein of 586 amino acids. The record is from RefSeq and is a predicted model, not a curated record.